This is a messenger RNA of Fusarium sp. VM40, 4806 nucleotides long. The record is from the annotation of a GenBank genome assembly. Lineage: Eukaryota; Fungi; Ascomycota; Sordariomycetes; Hypocreales; Nectriaceae.
AUGGUCAGCAAGCGUAAGAGAGUCCUCGAGGACUUCGACCCUAAUCAGUCCGACCCCGAAGACGAAAACUUCAACCCUGCCGAAGCUGGACCACCCCGGAAGACCACGAAGAAGGUCAGCCGUUCUCGCAGCGGAAGGCCGAGUCGCCGACACCGAGAUGGAUAUGGAGGAUCGGACAUCGAUGAUGAUGACGAUGAAGUGUCCGAUAGCGACGAACAAGACUUCCUCGAAGAAGACGACGACGAAGAGGACGAGGAGAAAGCCCCCGUCAACGCUGCCGGUCGUCGCGCCAGAAAAGCUGCCACCAAACAUGCCAGCUAUCUAGAAAGCAGCCCUGACUCAUCAGUCGCCGGCGACUUGUCUGACAAGGCUGAUAACGACGAUAUCAAGGCCGACGCAGAUGACGAAGACAUCAAAGAAGAUGACGCCGAGGGCGAACCAGUCGAUGAGCCUGUCAGGUCAACUAGGUCGAGAGUUGUCAAACUGAAGCUCACCAGCAAGACGCUGCCUGCCCCUCGUAGGACUACUCGGGCUCACACAGAAGAUGCUGAGGAAUUUCUCGAGCUUUCCAAUUCCGGAAAGCACGCUGUUCCAUCACGGGAUUCACGAAGUAGAAGUCCAGAGACGUUCGCACGUGCUACGAGAGCCACCCGUGGUUUCAAGGGCCUUAAAAGCGCUCCCGAGACGAUUCAAGAAGCUACACAGGAGAGCAGCUUUAAGGAAGUUGCAGACCUUGAUGAGCCGGAUGAACUGUCCCAAGACAUCGAGGAUGUUCAAAAGAAAGAGGUUGUCGACGAGGAUAUGCAAGACGCUGCCGAUGUAGAUGCACCCGGGGAAGAUGCACCUGUGCAAACGGUCGAAGAGGAUGACGACGAGGACGAUGUCCCCAUCACCCGCAGAACCCGAGGAUCUCGCGCCGUCGCUUCUGCACAACCAGAAGAAGUCGAAUCCGAUGCCAACCCCAGAAAGUCACGCCGUCUGACACGCAAAUCGAGCAAGAAAUCUCAAGAACAUAGUAGUGAUUUUGACCCCGGCGACGAUUCCGACCAUUCAGAGGCUUCUGGUGGAGAGAAGGCUCGCCCUCAGGAGGUUGAGGAUGUCGAUAGCCCGGUCCCCCGUGGCAGACGAUCCCGACCCGCCAGAUCUCGCCGAGGCGGAGACUCUGGAGACGAGGAGCCCGAAUUCGAUCUGGACGAACUAAACGAAGAGGCUCGCGAGCUUAGGCAGGAUUCGCGCUCUCGUCGACGUCGUCCAAGGAAAGAGUCACCCAUCGUCUACCAAGAAAACACCCGACGAGCUAGAACACGCGUUAACUACUACAUGCCUCCUCUUACAUCCGCCAACAUCGAAGAGGAAGAGGCCGAGGCUCCCACAACACAGUCUCGUGCACGACGAGGACGUGGAGGCGCGAGCCAAGGUUGGGAACGCAGUCUCAACACUACAUUCGGACCCUUUGGAGGCGGCGGUGCCGGUGCCCUUCUUAACGGGCCUUGGGGUACUGGCGCAGCAGGCGGCGUGGAUUCGGACAGCAGUGACGACGAGAUGGUCCACCGCUCUAGUGUAGUUGGUAACGUCGGCAUGACACCAACGUCUGCGGCUCCCGGUGGUUUGCUUCCUGGUGUGCCCGGCCAUAACCUAGAGGGUGCUGGCGCAGCACCAAAUGUCGGAAAGAUUAAGGACCGCAAAGCUCUGGCGGACGCUGACCCUCUUGGUGUUGACCUGAACGUAGACUUCAGCAAGGUUGGUGGGUUGGAGGGCCACAUUGACCAGUUGAAGGAGAUGGUUCAGCUGCCUCUGCUCUACCCCGAACUCUUCACUCGAUUCCAUGUCACCCCGCCACGUGGUGUUUUGUUCCAUGGUCCUCCCGGAACAGGCAAAACACUGCUCGCUCGUGCUUUGGCCAACUCGGUUGGCUCUGGUGGCCGGAAGAUCUCGUUCUACAUGCGUAAGGGUGCCGAUGCCCUGAGCAAGUGGGUGGGCGAAGCAGAGAAACAGCUUCGCUUGCUGUUCGAAGAGGCGCGAAGAACUCAACCAAGUAUCAUUUUCUUCGAUGAGAUUGAUGGACUUGCUCCGGUCCGAUCGAGCAAGCAAGAGCAGAUUCAUGCUUCCAUUGUAUCAACACUUUUGGCUUUGAUGGAUGGCAUGGACGGUCGUGGUCAGGUUAUUGUCAUCGGAGCCACCAAUCGCCCAGACAACAUUGAUCCUGCUCUUCGUCGACCCGGUCGAUUUGACCGAGAGUUCUACUUCCCCUUACCUGAUAUCGAAGGACGAAAGGCUAUCCUCGACAUCCACACAGCAGACUGGGGGCUUUCAGACCUAUUCAAAGACUCCUUGGCUGAGAACACAAAAGGCUAUGGUGGUGCUGAUUUGAGAGCUCUGUGCACAGAAGCUUCUCUCAACGCCAUCCAACGAACGUACCCUCAGAUCUACGCCUCCACAGAAAAGCUGGUGGUUGACCCUGAAAAGAUCAAUGUUCAUGCAACCGAUUUCAUGCUGUCAAUCAAGAAGCUCAUUCCCUCGUCUGAGCGAUCAGCGACAUCAGGCGCCAAACCUCUCCCUAAGUCGAUAAAACCGCUCCUACAAAAGCAACUUGCAGAAGCCAAGAUGGCUCUUGAUGGUCUUUUGCCACGCAAGAAGAAACUGACUGCUCUCCAAGAAGCUAUGUACGAGCAGUUUGAUGAUGAGGAUCAUGGGUUUGGCAGAGAAGCCAUGCAGCAAGAAUUUGAGCGAUCUCGCAUAUUCCGUCCUCGCUUCAUCAUCUAUGGCGCUGGCGGAAUGGGCCACAGCUACAUUGCUUCUGCUAUCCUUCACUAUUUCGAAGGCGUUCACGUCCAGAACUUUGAUCUUCCAAGCAUUCUGGCUGAUGGAAGGUCUAUGGAACAAGUUAUUGUAGGCCUUUUCACAGAGGUCAGACGACACAAACCUAGCGUUAUCUAUAUUCCCAACAUGGAAGCUUGGUAUAUGGCGUUGCGGGAUACCCUUGCUUUCACGACGUUCAAGACUAUGCUACGAUCAAUUCCUCCUACGGAUCCAGUGCUCCUUUUGGCUACGGCAGAGGGCGAGAGAAAUGAACUUCCCAACGACCUCUUCCGCGACCUUUUUGGAUUUUCAAGAAAGAAUCAAAUGGUGAUCGCGAAACCUGAUGAACUCUCCCGUAUGGAAUACUUUAGCAUGACAUCACAGUACGCCAAGAAGAAACCGCGCGACUUUCCUGACCCUGAGAACCGCAAGAAGAGAGUGCUCGAGGAGCUUCCUGUUGCACCUCCAGUCGUGCCCCCUCCUCCCACCAAGGCCGACAUCAAGGCCGCGCAGAAGAAGGACCACCAACUUCUCAAUACCCUCAAGAUUUCGCUCCAGCCCAUCAUGGAUCAGAUCAACAGGAGGUACAAGAAGUUCAGACAACCUGUCAUUCCUCCGGCUCAGAUCGAGUAUCUGUUCAUCGAAUCAGAUCCGAACUACGUACGACCAGAUGUUGCAGCUGACCGACCAUACGAGAUUGUCAAGGACAAGUAUGACAAUGAUGUCCUUAGAGAUACCGUAAGCGGCAAGUGUUAUUAUAACCUCGAGACUACUACUAUUGAGGAGCGCUUGUCAAACGGUUUCUAUGCCCGGCCAAAGGAUUUCCUUUUCGAUAUUAAGGCUCUCGCAAAGGAUGCCAAGAAUAUCGGAGACAAGGAACGAACUCUCAAAGCCAACGAGCUUCUCAGCAACGUUGAGGUUGAUGUCGCUAGUAUUGAGAUGCAAACUGCUCAAGUUGACUGGGAAGCCCUAUACCAACGCCAAAUUCAACGGGCCAAGGCAGCCACCGAGAAAGAGAGGAAGAGAAAGGCGAUGCAAUCGCUUGUGGACCGUGUACAGUCUGACCUGGGCGGCAAUGACAGCGAUUCUCAGGGUCCUGUUACUCUGGGAGAGGCUGUGCCGGGUUCAAGGACCAUGGCCAGAUUCCAAGUGAGAAGCCCACUGUCUAAUGGCCAUGGUGCCUCAGGUCAAGAUUCGCACCCCUUGAGCAAUGGCUUCACUGGCCCUGAAGAUGUUGAGAUGAGUGGCUUCGACAAUACUCAGGCUAUUUCUGAGAUGGGACCUCCACCAAAGUCCCAAGAUCAGACCAGUGCAGCACAUACGGGGAUGACACAGAUCUCUCAGAAGUCAGUAGUGACAACUCUUCCACCAGGAGUUUCGCCAUCAGCUGUUAUCAACGAGGCCUCAACGACCAAAACCUCAGAUCCUUCAACUCACCACUCAUCAAACUUUAGCCAGUUGACGAAUGGGGGCCAUGUUGAGAACCGAGGCAUGGAGGACGAUAGCCAGGGCGAUAUCCCAGACACCCUACUUGUAGCGGGACACAACACCUCUGGGGAAGACUCUUGGCUGCACUCCCAGGCUCAGGCCGCGGCAGGGGGCAACCUCAUGCCAGGAUCUCAUAAUUCGGGCAGCCCGUCGUCGCAGCGAACAUCAUCACAGUUCAAGGCUCAAAGUGUAGGCGGUAUGGCAAACAUACUCAAUGAGCACAACUCUGAUGAGCACCCCUCUGUCCGCAACUCAGGCUCGUCCACGUCUGCUUCACAACCGCUCACAGCAGGCGAGGUGGAGGGCUUUUUGCAGACCGUGACAGAACAGACAAGAGGCUGCACUAUUGAGCAACUCGAGCAGAUCAACCGCGAGCUCAUGGACGAGAUUUGGCGCACAAGAAACGAGUGGAACCGCAGCAGAGUCAUAGACCAGAUGUUUGAAGUAUUCAACAAAACGAUGGAGGACAUCGAAACGCUCCAAGGAAUGGAGCAACCUAGUCAGAUGCGCAACUAUUAG